AUGGGUCGCGGGAUUGGACACAAUAUGACGCAUUUUUUGACCUUUCCACAGAACCUCGAAGCUGCAUUCUUAGAGGUAUUUGCAAGCGGUUCAGGCCAAGAGGAGUUUUGGUUUACAAAUGUACCAGAUCAAUACACGGGGAAAAUCGAUCCAGAACACACUGGGAAUAUUGUUACCGCCAAAGGUGCAUUCCGAGAAGUUCAAGUCUGGAUCGAUAACCGUCUUGCUGGGGUUGCAUAUCCUUUCCCUGUCAUAUACACAGGUGGAAUCCUAAUGUCAUGGUGGAGGCCGAUAGCUGGAAUUGGUGCCUUUGACGCGCCGACGUAUAUCAUAGACAUUUCGCCUUUUGUCCCAUACCUCUCAGACUCCAAUGCCCACAACUUUACUCUGGUCGUGGAGGGACAAGGUGAAAAACAUUCAAUAAACCCAGAUUGGAUCUUCAGUGGUUCCGUUUUUAUGACUUUGGAUCCCAGCGGCGCUCGAACUACCGGGGAGAUGAUUGCUUAUUCUACGGAUUCCAACACAACAGUCGAGCCAUCAGCUGGAGCUUCCAAACUUUUAUCCGACGUAGACCCAUCUUGCUCCAUUAACUUCUUGAUCAAGAGCUACCGAAAGCUAUCGGUGUCAAGUCUUGUGAUCACUGGUAGCGGCGAACCUCGCGUGGUGAGCGUCGAACAAGACUACAACUAUAUGAACGAACAGUCUUGGCUUCCCCGAGGCGAUUAUCAAUCAGUUGUCUUGUCAAGUCAAGGAACUAGUAUUUCUACCUCUGAUGAUAUGACGACAUUAAGCGACUCCUUCGAAUUUCCUCUAAAUUUGAAUCUCUCUACUAUUGCAUCAUCCAACCAGACCACGAUUAUUGGAAACCUCACUCAUUCAUUUAGACGCUCACAAUUUUUAUCAUUAUCCCCCAGUUUAGGUCAGGUUGAAAUUGAUACCACGCAAAUCUCAAUUGGAGAACUAAAGCUGAAUGCCAAGGGACGUGUCGCGGGCGGUCUUGGGAGGACGGCACAAUCCUUCGUCUACAAGGAUGGAAGAAAUGAGAGUUAUACCCGGAAUAUCGAGGUCUAUAAUGUGACGAAUGUGAUCAGGGAUGAAGAAUCUGGGUCGCUUUCUUCACCACGCACCUCAGACCUGAAUGUCAUAACCGUCCUACCGAACAAUGAAGACGAUAUACAAGGGUGCCCAAUUCGAAUUUUGUGCGAAGCUAGUUUUGAAAAAUAUGCAAAGUCUUCAGAUAAGCUGCUGUUACUACAAACCAAUCAGUAG
Molecule: messenger RNA, 1269 nt
Organism: Puccinia triticina
Lineage: Eukaryota; Fungi; Basidiomycota; Pucciniomycetes; Pucciniales; Pucciniaceae
Exons: 8
Coding region: 1-1269 (422 amino acids)
Source: RefSeq, a predicted model, not a curated record